Molecule: messenger RNA, 5038 nt
Organism: Varroa destructor (honeybee mite)
Lineage: Eukaryota; Metazoa; Arthropoda; Arachnida; Mesostigmata; Varroidae
Gene: Hsp110
Product: heat shock protein 70Cb
Biological process (GO): protein folding
Cellular component (GO): nucleus; cytosol
Molecular function (GO): ATP binding; ATP-dependent protein folding chaperone
Source: RefSeq, a predicted model, not a curated record
CAAGAACAACACGAUGUCGGUGAUUGGUAUCGACUUCGGUAAUGAAAACUGCUUCAUCGCAGUGGCGCGUGCCGGUGGAAUUGAGACGAUAGCCAAUGAGUAUUCGCAACGAGUGACACCGUCGUACGUGGCCUUUGGAGAGCGGCAACGAGACCUCGGAGUUUCGGCUAAGAACAAGCAGAACACGAACCUGAAAUCAACGAUUUAUGGAUUCAAGCGUUUUGUUGGUCGAAAAAUUCAGGAUCCGGCGGUCGACCAGGAACGUGCGCAUCUUCCAUAUCAGCUAAUAGAGAUGCCCGAUGGAGAGGUUGGCGUGAGUGUGCGAUAUUGCAAUCAGGAGAAACAGUUUUCGAGUCGUCAAAUAACCGCAAUGCUUUUCACGAAGUUGAAGAUCAUUGCCGAGGCAGCACUCAAAAUCAAGGUGUGCGACUGUGUCAUCUCGGUGCCGCUCUUCUUCAACGACGCAGAGCGUCGUGCGGUCCUGGACGCGGCUCGUAUUGGCGGGCUCAAUUGUCUCAAGCUAAUGAACGAGACUACAGCGGUUGCCCUCAGUUACGGUUUUUACAAAAACGAUCUUCCCGAAGACAAAAUGCGUCUGAUCGCAUUCGUGGAUAUGGGACAUUCCGCUCUACAGGCGUCGAUCGUAGGAUUUAGUAAGGAUAAACUGAAGAUGCUAUCUUGUGAGACUGGUAUUAUUGGUGGACGCGACUUCGACCAAGUGCUCGUCGAUUAUUUCUCUGAUGAUUUCAAGAUAAGAUACAAGCUAGACGUCAAAUCGAACAAGCGCGCCCUUAUUCGAUUGUACACUGAAUGUGAAAAGUUGAAGAAGCAAAUGUCGUCGAUUGCACUUGAGCUGCCGCUUAAUAUUGAAUGCUUCAUGGAGGACAAGGACGUAUCUGGCAAGAUGAGUCGGGACACAUUUGAAGAACUUGCGGCACCUUUCCUAGAAAAAGUCGAAUCGGUCCUAGAAAAAGCAAUUGAAAAUUGCCCCCCGGUAGUUGAAGGCAAACCCGUCACUCCGAAGGACAUCGAAAGUGUUGAAAUCGUAGGCGGCAGUUCUCGUAUCCCAGCCGUGAAAGCCCUUGUGAAAAAGGUAUUCGGCCGUGAGCCGUCGACCACAUUGAAUGCUGACGAGGCAGUUUCUCGUGGGUGCGCAUUACAGUGCGCUAUGCUGUCACCAACAUUUAAGGUGAAGGACUUCUCACUGACCGAUUUACAACCGUACCCAAUCAUGGUCCGAAUUAUGCCGCAAGUGAAUGCCAACAAACCAAACGAAUAUGACGUUUUCCCUCGAUUCCACCAAGCUCCCUUCUCCCGGGUUCUCUCUAUUUAUCGGCGAGAGCCAUUUACGGUGGAAGCAUUCUACCGCGACGAGACUCCUUUCGCGGAUAAACGGAUCGGCGUCUUUUCUGUCGACGUCAAACCAACAAACCCAGAGCCCUCAGAAGACGAUAAAGUUAAGGUGAAAGUUCGCAUUAAUUUGCACGGUGUGUUUAGCGUCGUAUCUGCCACACUUAUCGAGAAAUCGGACGAGCCACCAAAGGAAAUGGAAGCCGGCGAAACCGACCAGAGGCAAAAUGAUAACACCGGCGCUCCUACUGAAAUGGAAACUGAUCAACUAAAAGAUCCCAAAGAGAAAGACGCAGCUACAACGAAGCGAAGGACAAAGCAAACCGAAAUGCCGGUUGGGGCACCAUUUGCCACAAAGGCUCAGGCCGAAGUUACCAACUUGUACAACAUUGAGCAAGGUAUGGUGGUUGCUGAUAUUACCGAGCAGGAGCGCCAAGAUGCCAAGAACGCUGUGGAAGAGUACGUCUAUGAUAUGCGCGACAAGCUGGCCGACAAACUUGCUAUGUACUCCGCUGAGGAAGAGCGUGGCAAGCUCUCCGUGGAGCUACGAGAAACCGAGGAUUGGCUUUAUGGCGACGGUGAGGACCUUGACAAGAAAGCAUAUAUAGAGCGCUUAGAUCGGUUACAUUCGCUUGGUCAGCCAAUCGUUGAGCGCUAUCGAGAGGCACAACAGCGACCUCGUGUUCUUGAAGAUAUUGGCGCUCUGCUUAACCGUGUACGGAAGGGUGUUGCUGCUUAUCGUGCAGGGGACGAAAAUUAUGCACAUUUAGCGUUAGACGACAUUAACCGACUAGAUGGACAGCUCACAACAAAACAGAGUUGGUUCGAUGAAGUCGUAGGCAAGCUGAAUAACACCCCUCCUCAUUGCCCACCGCCAGUCUUUGUUACACAGCUGCGCGAAGAGAGUGCUGCCUUCGAUCGGAUGGCCAGCCAAGUCCUGAACAAGCCGAAGCCCGCACCACCAGUUGUCGAACCACCAAAGUCUACUUCUCCAACACCUGGUGGCAAAAAAGAUGAUAAAGUCGAGCCAAUGAACACCGACGACAACCCGGUACCACAACCCAAUACAGCUGAUAAUAGUAAGCCAGGACAGUCCCAGCAGAAGCCACAGGGCCCUCUGUCUGGAGCCGGCACCGACGAACCUAAACAGGCGCCGCCAUCGUCCAGCCAGAACGGAAAUGCUGCCGACACAAACAUGGAAAUCGAGUAGGAAAGCAGAAGCGAAAAAAGCAAGUUUGAGAAAAUAAGCAACGUGAGACAUUACUCACAGCGGAGACAGGUGGUAUCAGCAUUGCCACCAUCUGCAUCCGCCAUGUCACCUCCUUUUCCUUUCACUUUUACUUUACUACUUCGCUUGAAUCAAUUUAUUCAUUUUUACUUGACCCUCAGUGCAUAGUCUAUUAUAACCAUCCUCAUCAUUAACGUAACUGGCAGUAUGUAACUACGGAAGCCCACCGUUCCUGUGUGAUGCUUUGCCAGCGCAAGUGAUCCAAAUAUAAGAUCUUUUGUAAUGUUUGUAUGAUAACUUCAUGCCGGCAGUAUCUGUGAUAAUAAACUAUUGCGUACUCAGUUGUCGGCGAAAGUGUGCUGUCAAUUGGGGGCGAAAUAAGCAACUGUAGUUUCUCUCCACGCCCGCUGCUUAAGAUAGCUAAAUGCUGUUUCACAUCUUCCUUCCCCAGAGUCGCCGCCAUGAUCGAUGGUGCACUUUUGUGCUAAAUACGUGUCCAUGAUAAACAUAUUCUUGAACGAAAAAUCUUCAUUAAACAGCUGUUACUAGCAGCGGGCGUAAAGAAAAAUCAGUUGCGCAUUUCGUCCCCAGCUGGCAACAGAUAUUUCCUCCAACGACGAUCUACAGUAAUAAUACUGCAAUAAUGGUAGUAUUGUUAUUACAGAUACUGCCGGCAUAAAGAUGUCAUACAAAUAUACUAUGGAAACGAUCUUUGUUUUGUUUGGAUUUGGAUCGUUUGCGCGGGCAAAGCAUCACAGGGAAACGGUGGGCUUCCGCAAUAAGGACUGUAACAACUGUCAAUUAAUUAAUGUUAAUGAUAAGGAUAGUUAUAAUGACAAGCACCGUGCACUGAGGGUCAAAUGACAGAAAUGAAUAAAUUGAUGUAAUCUAAGUAGCAGAGUAAAAGUGAGAGAAGCCGGUGACACAGCGAACACAAAUGGUGACAGUGCUGAUCAGGUGAUGAAGAGAGAAAUUAAGAAAAAUAUGAAGUAGGUAAUGGAAAGACGCCCGAGUAUAUAUAUAUAUAUAUAUAUAUAUAUAUAUAUAUAUAUAUAUUAUAUAUGAAAGGAUACAUAUGCACUUCUCCUUAGUAAACAAGUGAAAGUAAGUGAGAACGAAGGAGACGUAGAAUCGGUAGCGGAUUAUGUUACAUUCAGGCGAAUUUCUGAACAAGAAGACUUGUCUAAUGGAAUCAAGGGGGCAUUUGAUGCAAAAAAUACUAGAUACAAAAAACCAAGCUGCAGGCAACUUCAACUUAUGAUGCGUCAGGGGUUGGUGGUACAUUAAUACUAACAACGUAAUAAAACGAAUAUUUAAAAAGGGCAAAGAUACUAAAGGACACCUUAGAGAGCGAGCCAAGCUAUUUUUUGUUUUUCUCCAGUUACUACCAGCCGCGUGAUUUCGGUCUAUGUUUAUAUAGAAUAUUGUUAUAAGCGUAAGGCAAAGGGAUUUGCAAAAAGAAGAGCUUGCUUCAUCUAGUUAUGGUUAAGAAACAGUACCAGGCUAUUCUGCCAUACACUAAUGGUAGUUACUUUGUGAUUAUUACGAGGUAAACAAUGAUAGAAAGGCCGUAACGAGUUUAUGAUGUAACAAAAAAAAGCGGUAUGUGCUCCUUCUGUUCUUUACGUCGAAAUAUAUAAACGGCAGUGCACUCAAUAGACGACGCAACCUACCAAAAAUGCAUUUCGGGAAAAUUUUUGUAUCUGAGCGGAAACCAUCACCUCCGCCGAAUUCCAAAUUCUAAAGGUUCAUUCACUCUAAGUAGGCCAUAACAUCCAAUUCCUCCUCCGAUUUCACAUCAGAGGACAAAACAUGAUUGAAACUAAGCAUGAGGCAUCUCCGCGUAGACAUUUCGAGUUCAUAUUUCCUAUUUCAUUAAACGCAUUAAGUAACGGCGAUGAUACCCGUGCUGAAUUUGUUUUAGCUGCGGUCUCUGGCUCGCUCUAGUACCUUCUAGUAGCCGUUGUGGCAGCAUCUGUAAUUGAAGGCAAAGAUUGAUAUCGUUGUUUAGUUAGUAAUAACAUCAAUAAUUGCGUCUUUCGCGUAAGGGUAUUUGGCGAGAAGUGGGUUGACCAACAAAUAUAUAUGGAGGUAUGACGAAGGUUAAAUGGCGUAAAUGCGUAUCCUAGUGGAGCACCACCGAUCUUUAUUUUGGGGGUGUAGUUAAAAUGGUUUCCUAUGGUAGUUUCCGCAGUGUUGCCUGCCGACUUGUCCAGGAAGAUACCAUGGAGAAUCCAAUAGCGUCACUAUUAUCGAUUACCAAAAACAAAAUCACACGAUGUUAAAACUGGAUUUUUGGCUGUAAAGGUCAGACGAAACUAUGGAGGAAGCUCUGAUAAUGUUGCUCUCAGAUCACACGGAGGGACACGCUUCAGGCGCCUAUUUCUGCGACUGCUAAAAUAAUCCUUUCUAAAAAUAAAGUUCUCGCUCUGACCAAAUGGCCAUAGGCUUCUGGACAAA